AUGUCGUACGGGCACUCUGCAUUUGUGCCGCCGCAGCACAUGUCGAACGAUGCAUACCGCUACUCACAGCCUCCGUCCUCGUCGCCACAGUGGAUGGAGAAUGUGAAGGAGUACUCGUCGCAGGCCGAGGACCUGAUCGAUGCGUGGUCGCAGCCGAUCAAGCCGUACCUCCCUGCGCUCGGCCGCUUCUUGAUUGUGGUGACCUUUUUGGAGGACGCCAUGCGUAUUCUGACGCAGUGGGGUGACCAGACGACCUAUCUGAACCGCUACCGCGGCAUCCCGCUCUUCCUCACGCACGCCUUCCUCUUGCUGAACGUGCUGGUGAUGACCGCCGCAUCGAUCAUGGUGAUCAUCCGCCGCUUCCCCGAGAUCAGCGUCGCAUCGCUGCUGGGUGUGAUUGUGCUGCAGGGACUUGGAUACGGCCUGAUUACCGACUUUAACUUCUUCCUGCGCAACCUGUCCGUGGUCGGCGGUUUGCUCAUGGUGCUGUCCGACUCCUUUGCGAACCAGCGCAAGAACCUGUUUGCAGGCCUGCCGAACGUCAGCGAGACGGACCGCAAGAUCUACUUCCAGCUCGCGGGCCGUGUCCUGCUCAUCUUUCUCUUUAUCGGCUUCGUGUUCCAGGGUGAGUGGAGCUUCUUCCGCGCCGCCGUGUCGGUGCUCGGCUUUGGCGCGUGCAUCAUGGUUGCGGUCGGCUUCAAGGCGCGCUGGAGCGCCAUGUUCCUGGUGCUGCUGCUGAGUGUGCUCAACAUCGCGGUGAACAACUUCUGGACCGUGCACUCGGCGCACCCCCAGCGCGACUUUUUGCGCUACGACUUUUUCCAGACGCUGUCCAUUGUCGGUGGCCUGCUGCUGCUGGUCAACAUGGGCCCGGGUGGGCUCUCGAUGGACGAGCGCAAAAAGGUUACUUAA
Messenger RNA from Malassezia japonica, 912 nucleotides. It is a transcript of the gene ERV29, whose product is annotated as ER-derived vesicles protein erv29. Gene Ontology annotation, cellular component: endoplasmic reticulum; endoplasmic reticulum-Golgi intermediate compartment; membrane. NCBI's taxonomy places the organism in Eukaryota, Fungi, Basidiomycota, Malasseziomycetes, Malasseziales, Malasseziaceae. The transcript has a single exon. Bases 1 to 912 code for a protein of 303 amino acids. The record is from RefSeq and is a predicted model, not a curated record. Gene Ontology annotation, biological process: Golgi organization.